Molecule: messenger RNA, 7732 nt
Organism: Mizuhopecten yessoensis (Yesso scallop)
Lineage: Eukaryota; Metazoa; Mollusca; Bivalvia; Pectinida; Pectinidae
Exons: 31
Coding region: 93-4658 (1521 amino acids)
Biological process (GO): cell-cell adhesion; cell migration
Cellular component (GO): catenin complex; adherens junction
Molecular function (GO): beta-catenin binding; actin filament binding
Source: RefSeq, a predicted model, not a curated record
UUGAUCCAGUUUAAACACGAAGCACAACACAUUUAUAUUUGAAUAAUGUGAAGUUAAUAAAUAAUCGAGAAGUUUCCUACACGCUUGCAGUUAUGGAAGUGACCAACGGAUUAUUGACAAGCUUUGUCCAGACCAAGUCAAUUGAAAGGAUAUUGGCUCCAAUAGCAUCGCAGAUUUCCUUGCUGAUUAUCCUUGGAGAAACCAAGACUGAUGUUUCAAUACCAAAUGACAUAGGUCCAUGUGCAUCUGCAAUGAUGAAAGCAGCAGAACACUUAAUAUCAGUAGGAAAGGAAAAGUCACAAAGCGGUGCAGAUCAGGAGUACAGUCGCCGAAUGCUGAGUGCCUGUGAAACUCUAGACCUUGCCUCCAGUGAUCUUUACCUUGCCACUCAGAGACUUGAGGGGAACAGCGCCAGAGAGGAAUGGGCCAAACUUGUCACAGCUGCUAAAGAUGUCCUCCAGGGCACUAUGAAGGUAUUACUGGUGUCUGAUGAUGCAGAGGUGCGCAGAAUUGUUUCAGCUGCUCACCUGGUAUCAGAAAAUAUCAGUCGUCUAGGGGUGGUACAGACCAUGGCAGAUCUGCUCACUUGUUUUAAGAGUUUUACGGAUGCUGCGGCCCAGCUAUGUACACAUGCAAACAAGCGGCAGAAGGACCUGUGUCAUGACAGACAGCGAGAGAAAGUGAUUACCUCAAUGGCUUUGUUAAAGAAGUCCAUACCCUCCAUGAGUGUAGCUCUACAGAGCUUUGUCAAGUAUCCCCAAAAUCCACAGGCACAGAUGAGUAAAGCUUGUGUGAUGAACCAAGUACUAGCUGCGGUACGGGACAUGGUGGAAGCUUUUGAGAAUAAAUCUACUGACGAGGAUUACCUUGACGUGGAGGAGUCUGGCUUCUUUGUGGCCAAAGUGGAUCAGAUACUUGAAGUACUGUCUGAAGAUAAUCGGGCCGAGCUACAUACUGACCUGGAGAGCUGGACAGAGAUGACCGUCAGACACAGCAUGUUGGUGGCUCACAUGUGUACAGAUAGUUUCCGUGACGUCAUCAUUAGAACAUGUCAGCGGAUUUUACAGCUGAAAUCUCAGGUCUUUAAGUUGCAUAGCAGUGUAAAAGACAAUCCAGAUAUACAAUCUAUGCAAGAUGACUUUGCUGACAUUUGUGAGAGCCUAAUGGAUGAGUUUUACGAGCUGGAGAGGAAUGUGAACUUGGCAUUACUUCACUUGAUGAUAGACAUCUUCCAGGAGACUACUGAACCGUUAGAAAGGCUCGUCAAGUCUGCUAUGUACUCCAGUGAGGCUCAGAGUCUCCAGGACCUCAGUGAAGAAUAUAUACAGGAUUUUGAAAAUCAUGCAGAUAAAAUGUGCCAAACGGCAAGAUGUGUGGCAGCAAGUUCAUCAGAUAAACGAAGAGUGCGUGUAUUGAGAACCUGUGUGUGUAGGCUGGAGAGAUUAGACCCAGAAAUGGUUCCCGGAGCGGUAACCAUGGCAAAGACGUCAUGUGACAAAAUGGCCAUUAAGCAUCUUAAAUUGUUGAUGAAAGAAUGGUCAUUUGAGGUGAAAAACUUGGUGGAGGUGCUGGAUGAAAUGACAGUCCCUGCCAUCUUCAUGCAGGUUUCUGAGUCAAAAAUAGAAGAGGAUGUGAAUGUUUGCUUAGGAUUUUUGACAGAGGAGGAUUUAGUGGGUGUGGCCUCGGCAUUGAGGGGCGUGGUCGGACGGUCUCGCCGUGUUGGCCAAUUUGCUGUUCGCAUUGUUGAUCAUAGCCAGAAUCCAUUAUAUAGGAAUGGUCUGCAAUCUUAUAUAAAACAACUACAGAGAGCCAUUAAAGGCGUGCGUGCAGCGGGAGGGAACAUCACUGUCAAUCCAUCUAACCCUCCCUACAUAGACACACUGAAGAGGCGCUUCAAGCUUUUGAUAGAUUGUGUGAAGCAGGUGAGGGCAGGGCUUACAGAUGACAAUCACCCAGAUAUUCUUAGUCCCAUCCGCCACCAGGCCAGGCAACAUAGUGAAGUUGAAGAAAAGGGCAAUUUAGGAAGAAGCAGACAUUUUGAAAGUGGGUAUGGAACUAUGGGAUUGACAGGUAAACUCCAGUUCACCACUACUACCAUGUCAUAUGACCCAGACGUUAUAAAGCGUGUACAGAGGUCGGAGGUUAUAGUACCAGCUCAUGAAGGGGAAGUGCAGACAGUUCAUACCAGGUUACAUCAACACGCGGCUCCAGCCUCACGAUCUUUUACAGAGUACCCACAUGCACGACUGUUGGGAAGAGAGAUGUGUAUGGAGGCUAUUCGAGGAGGUACACAGAGAGUGGCUGUGAUUGGUGGAGAGGUUCUUGGCUGGACCAAUCAUAUUGUUGAUGCUGCACAUGAAGUGUUGAUUCAUUGUGAGGAUGCUGAAGCCAAGCGGGUAAACAAGGCGUUGGGCUAUGAGGUGGACACUUUGACCCCUCAGAUUCUGGACAAGGCCAAAUUUGUGGCCCAUGGUGACAAGGAAGAGGCAGCCAAACUGACUGCUCUUGUUGAGGAAUGGUCAAGUAAGGUGGAAAAGCUGAGGAUAUUUGUGGAUGUGACGGUGGAACGCUGGAAGGUGAUCGCAGACAAAGUGCACAAGGCUGUGGUGGAUAGGAACGCUGAUCUACUCAGUAAACAGGUGGUGGUGCUGUACAGCCACCAGAAGGCAAUGUUAGAUAUCCUGGAGCUCGUCUCAAUGUUUGGACAGGAUCCUCAUGUCAAGGACCAAAAUAGGGUCUCAAAGCUUCUAGAAGACAAAGAUGAGCUUGAAAAUCUUACUGUAACUAUGGCAACUACAGCAGAAAUGAUAUCCUAUGCAGCAACACGAGAGGAAAAGAACCAUGUGUCAGAAUUAGGCCGGGACUGGGCAGUAAGGGUGUACAGUGUGUUGUCUGGACUGGACAGCUUGGUUGCUGAUCUUCACCAGCUUGGACGAGAGGCAGGGGUGUGGCCCUCCACAGAUGCCACGCCCACUAAGGAUGUUGAGAUUGUCAAUCACCUUCAAGUGGAGAACGACACUCUGAAAGAUCUCCUGAAUUGUGUCGCUUUAGGUGACACGAGGAUGUCCCAGGAGGCCACUGUUCUGUACCAACAUCUGAGGGUCGUACACGAGGAGGCCCGGCGUCUUUUAUCUCAGCCUCCUGGUAGUGGUGUUAUUGUCACUUUCUCUCAACAGAAAUUACGGAUCCUGUCUGCACAGUGGGUCACCAAGGCUUUAAAAUGUAUGGAACUGAUACAGACCCAGACCACACUAACUGCUGCGGGCAUCAACAAAAUCGUAGAUGCAGUGUUUUCUGCCAAAAUCUCUAAAACAGAGGCCCAAAGACAACGAAGCAUGGCUGACUGUCAGGACCAGAUUAGCUCCUUUAGUCGUGGGAUGGUCACACUUCGCCAAAAAACACUGCAGGGAAUUCAGCUAUCCACAGACGUCAGCAAGCGGUCGGCGAUCCGCAAAUCUCUGGACGAUAUUACAGGCAUAGCACCUGGACUGAUUAAUACACUGAAAAAUCUUACAGGCAGUGGCAGUGUAGAUCUGAAGGAACUGUCCCGACAACGGCUCAGAUGGGCAGCCAAGGUCCGACAGCUGGUGGUCUUACUACAACAGGUCACUGAUAUACAGCCGGCCCUGGUCAAAGAGGUCUGUCGACUCCUGAAUGUAGAGGAAGUUGGUGGAGUCACUUCCUGUGCUCCGGACUUCACAGCGACCAUUGUCAUCACUCCACAAGUUAAAGAUACUGAUAAAGAAGAGGUCAAUGAUAAAAUUACUAGCAACAACCAAUCACUGCUCAGUGUUACAGCUGCAAGUGCUCGACCUUCGGGGAUCAUGGAGGUCACAGAAACGCAAAAAGAGGAUGAUUUUAAGCCAGCCAAGGUCACAUUCCAAAAUGUUCAUGAAGAAUUGCUUCGUGUUACAAGUGAUAGGCGUGACGAGGAAACUCUAGGCCAGCUCCCCCAGCCAAAGGCGAGACAGACAUCAUCCCCAUAUAGACCCUCCAACGCUAUUCUGGCUGCCGCUAAGUAUCUUCAAAAAGAGGCAGACCAGUGGGAGGAUGAAGGCAACCCAAUUGUUCAGGUUGCCAAGGAAAUGUCAAAGCAGCUACAACACAUGAUGGAGUACAGUCAGGGAGAAGGACAAAUCACAAAUCAUAUAGAGAUGACACAGACUGCCAAAGCAGUAGCAGAGAAUGGGCAAAAAAUGAGGAAGUUUGUGAAGAUUUUAGCCAAAUAUUGUGUAGAGAAAAGGUUUGCCAAAGACCUGAUGUUUUAUGCAGAUCAGAUACCCACUGUCAGUACCCAGCUAAGUAUCAUCUCCAGUGUCCAGAUGGCCUCCCCUGAGGACAAGAACGAAAUUGUCGACUGUCCUCUCGUCUCUGCUGAACAGGCAGAUAAGAUUCUGAUACAAAAUGCACAGAACCUGAUGAAGGUCGUCACACAGACAAUCAAAGCUGCAGAGACUGUGUGUGUCAAGGGCCUGGUUAUGCCUGAAGAUGGAUCUGAAGAUGACAUCAGUGCUGUUAUUCUUGCCACACAAUGGAGGCGCAAGUUUGUCCGACACCUACAAAGAGAGGCAGACGAAGCCCCGAAGGAUACGUUGGGUCUUCGCAGGAUAGAGGAGCACAAUCCCCCCGCACUGACACAGAUUUUUACUACUUACUAACAUUCCAAAGACAUUGUUUUCCUGUAAUCAUUCACAGCUGUUGUUUUUACAAAAUCACAUUUCUAUGGCACACUGGUGUCACUGGUCACUGGUGAAGAUAUCCUGUUUCAGGGCUUUCAGCUAGCUGACUCUUGACAUGUAACAAUUUCAGAAGUCAAAUGGAUUUUUCCUUGGACAUUCAAAGGUCACUUUGGGGAGUCAACAACAUACUCUUGAGGGUCUACUGAAAGCCUACCUGUUCCUUUUUUGAUACAUGUACAUCUAUACUUGUCUGACAAAAUGCUAACCACAGUAAUUGGAAUCCAUUCUUUACUAUAUGUAUAACCAAAGUGAUACAGAUCUGAUGUACUAGCCUGUUACUUACUGCCAAAGUGAUACAGAUCUGAUGUACUAGCCUGUUACUUACUGCCAAAGUGUGAUGUAGUGUAGUCUUUCCUCUCAGUGUUUUAUAUUUUCUACACUGAAACCUACUCCUUUACACUAAAACUGAUCGGUCAGGCUGAAGCAUUUUACCAAUAUUGAAACAGAUCUCUUGUAUGAAUGAAUCCUAUAUAAUAUUUCUAUCAUCAUGGUAAUCCCUAAAUGACUGUACCGUCUGAAACACUAAAAGCUGAUUCAACAGUUGAUAGGAAGAAAAUCACUUGUUCACAUACUUUUGUGUAAUAAAGGGAUAGAAGCUUUAGUUAUAUUUUAUUUAAAAUGUUUCAUUCCCAUUAAUUUCAGAUUUUUUAUCUAAUUGCAAUAUUUUAAAUGAUAUUUGUAUUAAUACAUUUCAGUGGAAAUAGUUGAUUUGAAAGUAAUUUGUUCAUUUGAAUUGGUAAAAUUGUUUGUGUUAUUGUUUCACAUCGAUUUGUCUUUCUUUUAUGCGCUGCGAUGAAAGUGUAGUGGGGAGGUGACAGAUAGCAUUGUUUAUAUCCGUCCGUCACACAUUCAGUUGUCCUCUGUCUGCUACCUUUGGCCUUGAUUGGAGUUGGAUAAAACUUCACGCAAGGGUUCAUUACUGUAACACCCGGAAAAGAGUUCAGAAAUCAGAAAGGUCACUUUUUUAUGGACAGAAAAUGCUUGUCAUAGAUCUUCUUUCUUUCAUUUUGGAACAGAUUAGGAUUUAACUUUACUCAAGUUAUUCGCAUAUCAAGGUCCUGAGACAAAAAACAUGGUCAAUUUAGUCAUCACUGUACCAUCCUCAUUUAAAGACAAUUUUGAUGAAGUUCGACACAAAUAUUCAGUAUUACUAAACCUAGGAUAAGGUUUGAUUCAGGGUGCCAAGUCCUAAAUCUAGUUUACAAUUAGUGUAAAUAAAAGAAUGUUUGUCAUCACUCUAGCUGUUCUCAUUUUCAGUAAAAAUUCAGUAAAAAUUCACACAAAUCUUCAAUCUCAGGUUCUGAGUCCAACAUCAAGGUUGCUGUUACUUUAAAUAGUAAAUUCCCUCAUUCAUGGAAUAUUGUUAGAUGACAAGGACAUUCGGGACUCAUUUUCUGGUUUGACAUAUUCGGUAGUAUUACUGGAGAACUUGAUUUUAAAUAAACAGGCAUACUGGUAAUUAAAUUGCCUCAUUUUGAUUGAAAGAUCGUAGUGUGAGAAAUUGAAAACUUGUAAUUGAUAAGCUAAACAAAAUGAUAUCCUUUCUCUAGUCAUUUUAGUUACAUUAGUUUUCUGGAUGCCACUAGAUGCCAUGCCAUAUCAAUUUAUUUUUACUGACAUUGUGUGUAUUUGUUCUCAAUUGAUUUUUAAAAUAUACGGGUGUUAGAUAAUAUACGCAAUGCUUUUUGUAUACGAGUUUGGCAGUAAAAUGGGUGGCGGUACAUCUAGGUUAUAGUGUAUUUCUAAUGUACAUUGAUACUCAUGAACAUGUUUUUUAUUGUCUGGCCUCAGAUGUGGGUUAGAAAUACAAACAAUGUAUGUUUGUGACUCUCUGUAAUGCUGUUUGUAUUUCAUUGGACAUUUUACAUUACAAUUUAUCAUGAUCUGUACUUAAUUAUAUUGCAAUAUACCACUCUAUUGUCUUGGUGUCAACCUUAAUAUUUCCGUUUUUAGAAUAAAUUUUCAUUUUAGGUAGGGAAUUAAAAUUUUAUUUAACGCUGUUAAUAGUUUAUAAUCCGAACUAACAUUCCAUCACAAGUGUAAUUACUGUAGUAGGACGAGGAAUAGUGGUAAAGAUAGUGCCGUCGCUUGGGCUCGAACCCGCGACCCUUGGCUCUCCAGCCCGAUGCUGUACCGCUGAGCUAUAGGGAAAUUCCCUACAGCUGACACUUGUAAGGCACAGCUUUUACAUUACUGUAUACCGGGCUAUUUUUGCCACAUUUAACUUUCGCACUUUGAAAUGAGGUCAAAUUUAUCAUUAGAGUUAACAUCAAUAAACAACACGAUAAACAGUGGUCAAAUGUAAAGGGUGAAAUUAAGUCUGGGCGAAUAUAGCUUUUACUGGUGUAGUGCGCAAGUUUCUGCCUACACAUCACAUCACUUGGUUCAGAUUGUGCAUAUUUCUAGGGCCUCAACUGAUAAAACAGUGCAUUGUACAGUACAUAGUAUAUGUUGCCUGAAGGUUUGUUCUAUUAUAAUAAACAAAUGUAUGUACCCAGUAUUGACUCCAUUCAAAAUACAAAUUAAUCUUUAUGUGAUAAUCUGCUUGUUGUAUUGAUUAUUUAUUUACUUCGAUUUUAUAGAAUUGAAGGUAAUUUUUAUUUAAUGUGUCCUAUUCACUCAGAUUUACUGUAUUGCAGUCGUAUUUUUGUUGUUUUCUGUAAUAAUGUGAACUUUUAUUCUCCUUUAUGAAUUUCUUUUAUAUCAAGUCUUUACAUUUAACAGCUUUUACUGUUUACUAUAUUUUUGCUGGACAGGUGCUUAUAACUUGCAAUAAACAAUGUUUUUUUGUUGCAAUUUUACCAGGAUCUACAAUGCAUUUCUUGUAAUUUACAAACUGUCAAAAUUGUAUGAUUAAAUAUCAAGCUAUGAUGCAAUUGGAUUUAAAAAGCGAUUAAUUCAUCAUUGUCUGAACUAGAUGGUUUAAUUUGCCAUCAUAUAUCCUUAGUACUAAUUUGCAAUGUUAAUCAAGGUGAAUAAAUGGAAACAACUUA